AUGAAACCAUCACUGAACGCCGCUUAUCGUUCCUGGGCGAAUCUAUCAGACCUUGAAUUACCUAAACUGCGACUUACUACCCAUUUGAUAAAAUCACUCAAAAACCACACCCAAGCAGUCCAAAGUAAGAACCGGAUGAUAAUCCCACACGCACCCUUUAACCAGUCCACCUUUACGAAACUUCUCGACACUUCUUUGCCAACGCGUGGUUUUGGUUUUUCUGCCCUUCUCUUUACGCAGUUCAGUCAUCUCAUUGAUGUGGAGCACUGUAACUGCAUCAUCAGAAGAUAUACAGAUUCUGGAAAGCAUUUGUAUUCAGUUUUCGUGUAUACCCAGAUGCACAGACUCGACAUUCGACCCAAUAACUCAACUUUUCCGAGCGUUCUCAAGUCUGCAGCUCAAAUUUGUUACGGGAGGUUUGGGGAAUCGGUACAUUGCAGUGUAACCACAAUGGGUUUUGGUUCGGAUUUGUAUGCCAGCACUUCUCUUGUGCACAUGUACUGUGUUUGCGGACAACCCAGCCUAGCUCGCAUGUUGUUCGAUGAAAUGCCUCAAAGAAAUGUUGUUUCUUGGAAUUCUUUGAUUUCUGGUUAUUUGCAUUGUGGGAAGUUCAGGGAGGCAAUUCAUGUCUUUCGAGAAAUGCAGGGUAGUGAAAUUGAGCCAGGCGAGAUGACUAUGGCUAGUGUUUUGUCAGCUUGUGCUCAUCUGGGGGCUUUGGAUCAAGGGAAGUCAGUUCAUGAUUACAUAAUCAAUAAAGGUUUGAUGUUGAAUGUUUAUGUUGGCACUGCACUUAUUGACAUGUAUGCUAAAUGUGGUGACAUUGAUGAGGGUGAGAGGGUUUUCGAGGCAAUGCAGGCGAAAAAUGUGCAAACGUGGAAUGUUUUGAUCUCGGGAUAUGCCAUGAAUGGACGAGGUGAGGCUGCGCUGCUCACUUUCAACAGGAUGAUCGUGGAAAAUUUCAAGCCUGAUGUGGUCACUUUCUUGGGAGUUUUGUGUGCUUGUUGUCACCAAGGCCAAAGAUUGAGCAUUAUGGGUGCAUGGUUGAUCUACUUGGCCGUGGUGGAUUCUUGGAUGACGCUAUNCAUGUACUGUGUUUGCGGACAACCCAGCCUAGCUCGCAUGUUGUUCGAUGAAAUGCCUCAAAGAAAUGUUGUUUCUUGGAAUUCUUUGAUUUCUGGUUAUUUGCAUUGUGGGAAGUUCAGGGAGGCAAUUCAUGUCUUUCGAGAAAUGCAGGGUAGUGAAAUUGAGCCAGGCGAGAUGACUAUGGCUAGUGUUUUGUCAGCUUGUGCUCAUCUGGGGGCUUUGGAUCAAGGGAAGUCAGUUCAUGAUUACAUAAUCAAUAAAGGUUUGAUGUUGAAUGUUUAUGUUGGCACUGCACUUAUUGACAUGUAUGCUAAAUGUGGUGACAUUGAUGAGGGUGAGAGGGUUUUCGAGGCAAUGCAGGCGAAAAAUGUGCAAACGUGGAAUGUUUUGAUCUCGGGAUAUGCCAUGAAUGGACGAGGUGAGGCUGCGCUGCUCACUUUCAACAGGAUGAUCGUGGAAAAUUUCAAGCCUGAUGUGGUCACUUUCUUGGGAGUUUUGUGUGCUUGUUGUCACCAAGGGUUUGUUGAAGAAGGAAGGAAGCUUUUCUCAAGAAUGAGAAACGAAUUUGGUUUGCAGCCAAAGAUUGAGCAUUAUGGGUGCAUGGUUGAUCUACUUGGCCGUGGUGGAUUCUUGGAUGACGCUAUGGAGAUGAUUCGUUCUAUGAAUCUGAAGCCGGACCCUGUUAUAUGGAGGGCACUACUUGUAGCUUGCAGAUUUCAUGGACGUGCAGAGUUAGGUGAAUUCGCUUUCCAGAAACUCGUUGAGCUGGAACCCCGGAAUGCAGAUAAUUAUGUGUUGCUGUCAAAUGUUUAUGUUCAUGAUAAGAAGUGGGCGGAAGUUGGGGAAUUAAGGAAACUGAUGGAUAGGAGAGGAAUCAGAAAGGUCCCCGGUUGCAGCUCAAUCGAAAUCGAGAAUGUGAUGUAUGUGUUUAAGGCAUCAGAUUCAAUUGGACCGGGAUAUGUGGAUGUUCAUAAUAUGUUGGGUGAAAUGAAAGAAAAGUUGAAAUUUGCUGGGUAUGCAGCAGAAACAGGGAUGGUUUUGUACGAUGUUGAGGAAGAGGAAAAGGAGCAUAAUCUGAUAUAUCAUAGCGAGAAGCUUGCACUAGCAUUCGGGCUUCUGAAUUCAUCGAGUACGACUUUAAGGAUAAUGAAAAAUUUAAGGAUUUGCCAAGACUGCCAUCACUUCUUUAAGCUUGUUUCUGCAGUUUAUAGAAGGAACAUUAUUGUGAGAGACAGAUAUCGCUUUCACCAUUUUACUGGGGGUAUCUGUUCUUANGAGCAUUAUGGGUGCAUGGUUGAUCUACUUGGCCGUGGUGGAUUCUUGGAUGACGCUAUGGAGAUGAUUCGUUCUAUGAAUCUGAAGCCGGACCCUGUUAUAUGGAGGGCACUACUUGUAGCUUGCAGAUUUCAUGGACGUGCAGAGUUAGGUGAAUUCGCUUUCCAGAAACUCGUUGAGCUGGAACCCCGGAAUGCAGAUAAUUAUGUGUUGCUGUCAAAUGUUUAUGUUCAUGAUAAGAAGUGGGCGGAAGUUGGGGAAUUAAGGAAACUGAUGGAUAGGAGAGGAAUCAGAAAGGUCCCCGGUUGCAGCUCAAUCGAAAUCGAGAAUGUGAUGUAUGUGUUUAAGGCAUCAGAUUCAAUUGGACCGGGAUAUGUGGAUGUUCAUAAUAUGUUGGGUGAAAUGAAAGAAAAGUUGAAAUUUGCUGGGUAUGCAGCAGAAACAGGGAUGGUUUUGUACGAUGUUGAGGAAGAGGAAAAGGAGCAUAAUCUGAUAUAUCAUAGCGAGAAGCUUGCACUAGCAUUCGGGCUUCUGAAUUCAUCGAGUACGACUUUAAGGAUAAUGAAAAAUUUAAGGAUUUGCCAAGACUGCCAUCACUUCUUUAAGCUUGUUUCUGCAGUUUAUAGAAGGAACAUUAUUGUGAGAGACAGAUAUCGCUUUCACCAUUUUACUGGGGGUAUCUGUUCUUGUAAAGAUUAUUGGUAGUACGUUUAUGCUGGCUCCUUUGAGGCCUAUUCGGGAGAGGAUUAGCAGAAUUGCAGUGGUGGGGCUGUGUCAAUGUUCCAUAUAUGAGAGCUGUAACUAUUAUUUUCUAGGAUCAAUCAUUCAAUUUAUUCUCACUGUUAUGGAGUAGAUGCAGAAUUGGAAGUUACAUGGAAUUCCUGCAUUGAUGAGUAACUAACUGGACAUGAAGUUGUUGGAAAGUGAUACUGUGAUAGGUUAUGGCUUGAUGAACAGCUCUGGGACCUGGGGGAGAUCAUUUACUGCCUCAGCUAAAGUGAGCAUAAACUCGGGACCAACCAAGAUGGUUAAAGAUAUAAACUUAUAACCACAAGGUAACAAGUUCAAAUCCCAUCCAUCUUGGUUUGAGCCAGUUAGCUAUAGGCCACUUAGGUUAGUUUACUUUCUUGUAUUCUUUUGCCCGCUAAGGUUACAGGUGGUUUCCUCAAAUGUACAUUGUGUUUCAUUUCAUUUAGCUUACUCAAAAUCUUCCCUCACAUUCUUGAUAGUUGCAAGUAUAAUGUUGGAUACAAUUGUUAUACUAUGGACCAAUGUCUACCUUAUAUUGUGAA
Molecule: messenger RNA, 3650 nt
Organism: Ipomoea triloba (trilobed morning glory)
Lineage: Eukaryota; Viridiplantae; Streptophyta; Magnoliopsida; Solanales; Convolvulaceae
Product: pentatricopeptide repeat-containing protein At1g08070, chloroplastic-like
Exons: 4
Coding region: 1-3063 (1020 amino acids)
Biological process (GO): RNA modification
Molecular function (GO): RNA binding; protein binding; zinc ion binding
Source: RefSeq, a predicted model, not a curated record